UCCCGUCGGAGGCAAUAACUGCCGCGUGGAGGACGCCAGGGCCAAAUCCACUCGUUCAGUAAUUAGUUAGUCGGUUCUUAGUCCUCUGUGAGCGACUAAAAAGUUCACGUCUUUGAUUUGUUUUGGUUUCAUACCAGAGCCCAUUUUCAAUCAAGGGUCACUGUCAGUUCAACCUUUAGUUCACGCUAUCGAGCGAUAUAGCCUCCAUACUGUAGAACUGAUGCUGGACAAGAGUGGCCUAGCCCUUGAUCUAGAAGUGAGGAUGGAGUGGUUACACUCCGCUGCUCGCAGCCUGCAGGGAACAUGCAAAGAAUGUAAUCCCGUGGCUGAAGAGAGCAUAUCCUUACUUUUGCAGAAAGGGGCAGACCUGCACGCACGUACGAAUACUGGCUCAACCUGUUUGCAUGUCUAUUUCGACAAUAUUGACGCAGCCUGCCUAAGUUCCGUUAGACGACAAGUAUUGGCGACACUUAUCCAGGAUGGCCACGAUAUCAACGCCGUUGAUGGCAACGGUCACACUAUCGAAGAUACGCAAUACCGCUGUGAGGCUAAAUGCCAGGGCCGCCCAAUUCAUAACGUGAUAUCACGGCUUCAACUUCUUGCAUAUAAGAGAGACCUCUGGGAUGCUGUCCUUGUCCAGUGUGAUCGGCCCGUGGUUGAGCGAGGCUUAUUCUUCGGGGGACAACAAUGGAGAACAAUGGGGGCCAGGGAUAUCGCCGGGGAGAAAGAAUUUGAGGAUAUUUGGAGUGGCCUAGAACACCUCUGCCCGUAUUAUUAGUUAGCAUGUAUCGAAGGAUGAAAGAGCCUCGGUAUAUAGGAAGACAAACAAG
Phialemonium atrogriseum is the source of this 830-nucleotide messenger RNA. RefSeq lists its product as uncharacterized. The record is from RefSeq and is a predicted model, not a curated record. Bases 221 to 778 code for a protein of 185 amino acids. The transcript is spliced from 2 exons. NCBI's taxonomy places the organism in Eukaryota, Fungi, Ascomycota, Sordariomycetes, Cephalothecales, Cephalothecaceae.